Carya illinoinensis is the source of this 1153-nucleotide messenger RNA. Its product is annotated as mediator of RNA polymerase II transcription subunit 32. The record is from RefSeq and is a predicted model, not a curated record. Lineage: Eukaryota; Viridiplantae; Streptophyta; Magnoliopsida; Fagales; Juglandaceae. Gene Ontology annotation, biological process: regulation of DNA-templated transcription; leaf senescence; root development. Gene Ontology annotation, cellular component: mediator complex. The transcript is spliced from 4 exons. Bases 387 to 818 code for a protein of 143 amino acids.
UCAGGUGGGUGUAAAAACAAAAUUCCCACCCGACCGGCCUCAAGUUUUUCUCUUUUGUUUUUCUUUCCCCGAAUCUGCUCUGUCCUGUCUUUCUUCUCUCUUCUGCGUCUUUAUCUCUGCCCGACGUCUUCACACGGAAAUACCCAUCCCACCCCAUAUACUUGUGUCAUCCCCCACCUCCGGCCGGCCCAAAUCCCUUCCAUCGGCAAACUCGGGAGAGCUUUCUGGAGUUGGGAGCUACCCACCCUAGGUUCCGCACUCUAAAAGAAACUAAGGUCGGAGGAGUCUUACGUCAGUUAUCGGGCUCUCAGUUGGUACUGAGACAAACACAACGGGGAAGUUGUGUCAUCUUUUAAAUUUUGGGAUAUUAGCCUGGGAGCCCCAAAAUGGACAAUAUGGUAGAUUCUCUGAACAAUGCAUAUCAGGAGUUUGUUGUUGCAGCAGCUAAUGUACUUGAAGCCAAGGAGAUUUCUAGUGCUCAGAAAACAGCAGCCACAGAUGCUGCUCUAGAAAAUUUUAAGCAGAGGUGGGAGUUGUUCAGAGUGGCUUGUGACCAAGCGGAGGAGUUUGUGGAGUCUGUGAAGCAAAGGAUAGGAUCAGAGUGCCUCGUGGAUGAAGCAACUGGCUCACUGGGUGGGAAGCCUGGGCAGGCUGCUACUACUGGUCUUCCACCCAUUAGUGCAGUCCGUUUGGAACAGAUGAGUAAGGCCGUCCGAUGGCUUGUGAUUGAACUACAGCAUAGUUCUGGAACUGGUGCUUCCCAUUCCCAUCCUCCUGCUCCUUUUGAUGCUAGGUUCUCUGAAGAUGCAACUCAAUAGAGAGUGCUGGGGAAAUAAACUAUCAAAGCACAUGGGGGAAGCAUGGCCUGGGGAUUUUAUUUUUCGGUGAUCUGUUUUGCAAAGACUGAGGAUUCAAGAUUACAAGGGUGCACCAUUAAGGCUCUUUUAUUUACAGUUGCCGGCAAAUUUAUCGGAGAGCUGGAAAACUGUGGGCAAGACUAGCAGUCUUGUGGAAAUGACAAGUUCACAUAUGCAUGGGAGUCUUUAUUUUCUAUGGAGUUUUAACCCUGCUUUCCGAUUUAAUGUGUUUUGGUGUGUAAAACGAUGCUGUAUUCUUCAAUUUGUGGUUAUAUGUACCUUUUGAUUUUUGGCCA